Messenger RNA from Ostrinia nubilalis (European corn borer), 3233 nucleotides. It is a transcript of the gene nan, whose product is annotated as transient receptor potential cation channel subfamily V member 5. Gene Ontology annotation, biological process: calcium ion import across plasma membrane. The transcript has 16 exons. Gene Ontology annotation, molecular function: calcium channel activity; protein binding. Bases 272 to 2818 code for a protein of 848 amino acids. Gene Ontology annotation, cellular component: plasma membrane. The record is from RefSeq and is a predicted model, not a curated record. NCBI's taxonomy places the organism in Eukaryota, Metazoa, Arthropoda, Insecta, Lepidoptera, Crambidae.
UUAAGAAAUGAGGAUAAUAAUGUAAUCCAAAAAUAAACUGGAAUAAAAGUCACGUGUUUACCCUUGAAUCCCCGGCGUAUCCAUCGUUAUGACAACGAGGCGGCUUUAUCGAUAUUCCCUCCGACUCGGAGAUAUAAACUUUUCCAUCUAACAUCCAGCGUAAAAAACAUGCUAUCACCUUACACCAUUUCGCCAAAAUAUAAGAGUAACUUAAGAUAAUUGGACUAGGAAAUUCUGAUAGAACAAACAAAAGUUACGUAAAAGUGACAAAAUGGGUAAUACAGAGAGUAAUGUUACAAGUGGCGUGAAGAAACAGGCAGGAACAUCGACGCAGAAGCUGUACAAACUAAUCGACUUGAAAGGUGGUGGACUCCUAGUAGACAUGAUGAAACGGGCUGUCCAAAACAAGCAGUACGCAGAGAUAGACCACGCAAUCAAGACAAAGGUGGAGCCGUUUCUCUACAAUAAGGGCAAGGGCCGGUAUAUACCUAUAUCACAUCUGGUGCUUCUGCGAAACAAAGAACGACCCAGGCACAAGCUGCUCCCACCGUUGCGAGGAAUGGAAAAUCCUGAUGAAGAAUUUGACGUAGAGAAAGACUGGCCGGCAGUAAGCCAAGAAGAAUACGACGCCAACCCUUCUGGUUACAGGGAACUGUGUUGGGACCUCAAGGAGCGUGGAGCGGUCGGCGAAACAAUCCUACACCUUUGCCUGCUGAAUGCAACUUCCCUCUUGGCAGACCUCGCCAAGAGGCUCCUGCGCUUCUACCCUAAGCUCAUCAACGACAUCUACAUGAGCGACGAAUAUUAUGGGGAGAGUGUGCUGCACAUGACGAUAGUCAACGAGGACCCCACGAUGGUGAAGUUCCUACUAGACGCAGGCGCGGACUACCACGAGCGCUGCUGCGGGAACUUCAUGUGCCCUGAAGACCAGAAGGCCUCGCGAUCCGACUCGCUAGACCACGAGUGGGUCAAUGUGACCCGGGACACUAACUACGUCGGAUAUGUCUACUGGGGCGAGUAUCCUCUCAGCUUCGCGGCGUGUCUGGGCCAAGAGGAGUGCUACCGCCUGAUUUUAGCGAGAGGGGCCGACCCCAACAACCAAGACACCAAUGGAAACACAGUGCUGCACAUGCUGGUCAUUUAUGACAAGAUUAGCACAUUCGACAUGGCAUACGAAGUGGGUGCUUCCCUCAACAUUCGCAACUCUCUGAACCUCACGCCCUUAACCCUGGCUGCCAAGCUCGCCCGGACCGAACUAUUCUUCCACAUCCUCAACAUCGAAAGGGAGAUAUACUGGCAGAUCGGGGCCACCACGUGUGCGGCCUAUCCUUUGGGGCAAGUGGACACUAUAGAUACGGAGACAGGGCUCAUUAGUAAGGACUCUGCUCUCAAUUUGGUCGUUUUUGGGGAAAAAGAUGAGCAUUUAGAGCUCCUCGAAGGCAUGCUAAUCGAUCUCCUCAAAACGAAAUGGAACACAUUCGUCAAGUUCCGCUUCUACCGUCAGUUCAUACUGUUCUCCUGCUACUUCCUGAUAUCCCUAGUCUGCUUCACCCUCCGCCCCGGGACGCCUGAGAGACCAGUCAAUGCAACCGCCUUGAACUCUACUGCAGGACCUGUUUUGAAUGAAACUGAACUGGUCACUUAUGUUGAAAACUGUACGAUGCCUUUGAAUGCCUCGGAGUUCGACCCGGGGGCCGUGGAGCUGAUGAAUGGCUCCAAGCCGGACGGGCCUAUGUGCGGGAGGUUCAAGAGCCACACCAAGGAGAAAGACAAACCCACCGAAGCUCCCAAGGAAACGGAUAUGGAAGGGUGGUGGGAAGACCUCACGGAGGAGUGUAGGUUAAUGGACUUUGAGCCUUGGCAAGCAAAGGUUCGAAUAUCAGCUGAGCUACUGCUCUGGCUCGGAGCCUUAGCGUAUAUCGGAGCUGCGCUGCGAGAAGCGAGGUUUCUGGGGCUGAAGAUGUUCAUUGAGAACUUGAGUACGGUACCCUCAAGAGUGAUGUUCCUCUUCUCCUGCCUGUUGAUGAUCGCUCUACCAACGCUGCGGCUGUGGUGCGCCGACGAGGCGGAGGACCAUCUGGCCGUCAUCAUCAUGCUCACUACUGCUCCUUAUUUCUUAUUCUUCUGUCGUGGUUUCAAGACAGUCGGUCCAUUCGUGGUGAUGAUCUACCGCAUGGUGAUGGGAGACUUGCUUCGAUUUGUCUGCAUAUACUUGGUUUUUGUCAUGGGCUUUUCUCAAGCGUACUACGUAAUCUUCCUGUCAUUCGACAACCCCAACACUCCUGAGGGCGUGGACGACUCGGUGUCGAACCCCAUGCCCUCGCCCAUGGAGAGCAUCAUGGCCAUGUUCCUCAUGUCGCUCACAUCCUUCUCCGACUACUACGGCGCCUUCGAGAGGACUGACCAUGAGAUUGAAGCAAAGCUGUUGUUCGUGAUCUACAUGAUAAUAGUGGCUAUUCUGCUAGUGAACAUGUUGAUUGCCAUGAUGGGUAACACGUACCAGAAGAUAGCGGAGACUAGGAACGAAUGGCAGAGGCAAUGGGCGAGGAUUGUACUGGUGGUAGAGCGAGGGGUUCCCCCGGCUCAGAGGCACAAGCAGCAACUGGUGUAUAGCCAGCCCAUGGCCAAUGGGAAGAGGGCUUUGGUACUCAGGAUCAACCAAAAGGACGAGGACAAAGAGGAAAUGAAAGAGAUCCUGGAAAUGAAGAGGACCCACGACCGAAUCGUAGCGAAAAGGAAGCAAAGGGAGGCCGAGCUGAAAGGCGUGAAGGGCCGCCCUCCGCCGCCGCCUACAAGAGACUACCCUACAAGAAAAUAAAAACCUUUCAAAAUCACUCAAAAUGCUGAUGAUGACUAAUCGUUUAUGAUACAAUAUCUAAAUUUUUCACUCAUAAUGGUAAUGAUGACUAAUUGUAAGAUGUAUCUAGGCUUUUUCGCUGUCGAGGUUGAUUCAUUCAUCCCAAAUAUUACGAGUACAAUGAGCAAAUAUCGUAAAAACAUCUAAAAACAUUACAGUCAAUGUAAAUACAAUGUUCCAGACAUGGUUCCAGAUUAUGAUUUUCUAAGAUUGUCAAUAUGUCUGUAGGCGUUCCUUAGCUUGUUUAUUUAAAGAUCCUUUAUUUGAAAUAAGUUUACUUAGUUGUUAUAAUAUUGCUAUUAUUACCUACUUAUUUGUUGUUGCUACUGUCGUCUAAGUAACUUGGUUUUAUUCUCUACAUUUUCAUUAAUUUCGA